This is a messenger RNA of Pneumocystis carinii B80, 1625 nucleotides long. RefSeq lists its product as hypothetical. NCBI's taxonomy places the organism in Eukaryota, Fungi, Ascomycota, Pneumocystomycetes, Pneumocystales, Pneumocystaceae. The transcript is spliced from 7 exons. Gene Ontology annotation, biological process: protein polyubiquitination; ubiquitin-dependent protein catabolic process; positive regulation of proteasomal ubiquitin-dependent protein catabolic process. Gene Ontology annotation, molecular function: ubiquitin conjugating enzyme binding; zinc ion binding; ubiquitin protein ligase activity. The record is from RefSeq and is a predicted model, not a curated record. Bases 46 to 1581 code for a protein of 511 amino acids. Gene Ontology annotation, cellular component: ubiquitin ligase complex; cytoplasm.
UUUUUCCGGGAAAAAAAGGGCAGAUUUACGAGGAAAUAGGUUAAAAUGUCAGAAGAGGAAUUUAGUGAUGAAGAAGUAUUUGAUGAAAUGUCAAAUAAUGGGAUUCUUGAAGACAGCAUAGGUGAAUCAGAGAUUGAGUUUGAUGACAAUGAAGCAUUUUCAGUAUUUUCAGAGGAAAAGAAUAAACAGAAGGCAUAUGAAGUAGAAUUUUAUGUUCAAUCGGUCCAAGAUAUCCGUAAUGAUCAGGAUAAUCAUGUUAAACAUAUUUCUGGAAUGUUUGGAAUUUCAGAGGAGCAGUCUACAUCGCUUCUUCGUUAUUUUAGAUGGAAUAAAGAGAGGCUUAUUGAGCAAUAUAUGGAUAAUCCGAACAUGGUUUUACAAACGGUGGGAAUUACGACUGAUUCAUCGACAAUAUUAGCGUUAAAAACGAUUCCUAAUUUUGUAUGUGAAAUAUGUUGUGAAGAUGAGAAGAAUCUUCAAACGUAUGCAUUAGAAUGUGGCCAUCGAUAUUGUAUACAUUGCUAUGAGCAUUAUCUUGUGCAAAAAAUUAAAGAAGAAGGAGAAUCAUGUAGGAUUUAUUGUCCGGGGGAAAAAUGCAAUUAUAUAGUGACAGAACGUUCGGUAGAACUUCUCGUUCCACCAGAAAUAUCUCGAAGAUAUAUCGCGCUUCUUGAUCGGACGUAUGUUAAUAAUAACGAACAUCUUCGAUAUUGUCCAGCACCUAACUGUGAAUAUACGAUUAAGUGCAGGGUAGAACAACGUCAAUUAACAUCGAUCGUUCCUACGGUCGUUUGUCUUUGUGGUCAACGAUUUUGUUUUGGUUGUGGGCUUUCAGAUCAUCAGCCUUGUAUAUGCAUAUUAGUGAAGAUGUGGCUAAAGAAGUGUGAAGACGAUUCCGAAACGGCAAACUGGAUUUCCGCUAAUACAAAAGAAUGCCCAAAAUGCAAUGCUACAAUAGAGAAAAACGGGGGAUGCAAUCAUAUGAUUUGCAAAAAAUGUAAAUACGAAUUUUGCUGGGUAUGUACGGGUCCAUGGAGUGAACAUGGCACAAAUUGGUAUAAUUGUAAUCGGUAUGAUGAGAAAAGUAAAAUCAAUUUUCAAGAUCAACAAGCGCAAUCUCGUGCAUUAUUAGAACGAUACUUACAUUAUUAUAAUAGAUUUUCAAAUCAUGAGCAAUCAGCAAAAUUAGAUAGAGAACUUUAUCUUAGAACGGAGAAAAAAAUGACUCAAUUACAAAUCACAUCCGAUAUGUCUUGGAUUGAAGUUCAAUUUCUUCGUAGAGCCAUUGAUAUUCUUUGUCAAUGUAGACAAACCUUGAAAUGGACAUACGCAUUUUCAUUUUAUCUUGCAAGAAAUAACGCAACAGAAAUAUUCGAGGAUAAUCAAAGAGAUUUGGAAAUGGCUGUAGAAAGCCUUAGUGGCCUAUGCGAAAAACCUAUCAACAUUGAUCAAAUAUCUCAAUUUAAACAAGCUAUUCUAGAUAAAACAGUAUAUGUCAGUAAUCGUCGAGAAAUCUUAUUAGAAGACACUGCAAAAGGAUUUUUGGAAGAUCGAUGGUCAUUCAAUGUUCCAUUAAGAUAAUUUAUUAUUUGGCUUAUAUCGAAAAAAUAAAACUCAUCGUAUCA